GUUGACCUGGUUGGCUAGAAAAGAGUGAGAAGAGGUUUAAUCAAAGGGGAACAGGAAAAGAAAAUUCAUUUUGGCCUCUAGGCACUGGGAAUGGAAAGAUAGGUUUGGGACUGGAGAGAUUGAAGCUAGCAGGAACGAAAACUUGCAGUAGAGGUUGAUGGAUUGAGCAAAUAAAUAGGAACAAGGAUUAGGAAGGAGAUGGCUUACAGGAGGAGGCAGCAGCAGCAGCAGGAAAUAUUACCUUCAUCGCCGUCAGCGGAUGAUUUGAUAAACGUUGAAGUGGAUACAGCUAAGGCCAUAAGGGCAUCUUCCGCCCGCAAAGGUUAUUCUCUCUCCGCCGCUUACGGCUAUGGUUCUCUUCAUUCAUCAUCUGCUCCUCUCUCCCCGCCCACUUCCACCGUCACAUCCAAGGACUCCCAAUUUCAUCAAUAUGCCUCAUUGGGAAAUUUAGAUGAAUCCAAGCAAGGGUUUUGGGGUUCUCUCGCUAGGAAAGCUAAAGCCUUUUUAGAUGACGAUCCUGAGCACCACCAAUUUGAGUCAGGCGGACAAUCUAAAUCUGAAAUACAUCAAGGGCCAACCCCUGAGAAGUACGGUAAUGUAUACCAAUCACACGAUAGGCAUCACAAAACAGACAAUCCCACUUUGAAGAAGGGCAUAGGUGCAAUUGCCUCAUCCAUAAGUUACAUUGGUAAAUCUGUAGAGGAGGGUCUUACUGUUGUGGAGAAUAGGACAGCAGGCAUCAUUCAAGAGACCCGCAAGCAUAUCAGGAAAAAGCCUAGUGGUUCUAUGGCACCAAAUCAGGCUUCUAAGCAACCACAAAUGCAGCACCAAGAACGAACAUCUGUUCAAGCUGAUACAGAAAUUCAAUUGAAGGCAUCUCGCGACGUUGCUAUGGCUAUGGCUGCCAAGGCAAAGCUUCUUCUCCGAGAGCUAAAAACUGUCAAAGCUGAUUUGGCUUUUGCCAAGGAGAGAUGCGCUCAGCUGGAGGAAGAAAAUAAAAUCCUUCGCGAGAAUCAUGAAAGAGGAGAUAACCCAGAUGAUGAUGACUUGAUUCGUCUUCAACUUGAGACACUGCUAGCAGAGAAGGCACGACUGGCUCAUGAGAAUUCCAUUUAUGCACGUGAGAAUCGCUUCCUAAGGGAAGUUGUUGAAUACCACCAACUCACCAUGCAGGAUGUUGUAUAUCUGGAUGAGAACACUGAAGAAGUUACCGAAGUUUACCCUAUCAAGGCACCUUCAUUACCAAAUAUGAACUUCAGGCCUGCUGCAUCUGGUACACUAACAUCUGAGGCAUCUCUUGACACUAGUCUGCAAAUAGCUCAGAAUAUCCCAGUUCACCCUGUGCCACCCCCUGAGUUUGCUGAGGCUUCCCAAAAUUCUGUGUCCAAGCUCUCUAGAUCAACUUUAGAUGGCAGAGGAUGACGAGUAUGUAUCAUACUUUCUAUAUUGGCUCAAUUCGCAUUUAGUAUACAUACAUACUUAUAUAUUUCUUAUGAAGAAUUGAGAUGUUAAAAAUAGUCUUCAGUUCACCAUUCCAAUUUAUUAUGACUCGUUUAUUUAUUUGGUGGAA
Molecule: messenger RNA, 1570 nt
Organism: Hibiscus syriacus
Lineage: Eukaryota; Viridiplantae; Streptophyta; Magnoliopsida; Malvales; Malvaceae
Exons: 6
Coding region: 199-1422 (407 amino acids)
Source: RefSeq, a predicted model, not a curated record